UCUCUCCCGACCAAUGAAUUGUGAAGAGUAGUCCUAGCGGAGGGCGGUAGUUAGUGCAGCGCCGGGUCUCGGUCAGCGUGAGGUGAAGAUGGCGGUGCUCGCUCCUCUGCUGGCGUUAAUCUACUCCGUGCCUGGGAUCUGUCGCUGGUUCGCCCAGCCCUACUAUCCGUUCUCACUCCUGCUCUCCGCUGCCUUCCUGCUGGUGCGGAAGGUCCCGCCCUUAUGCCAUGGGCUGCCCAGCCAGCGCGAGGAUGGCAACCCCUGCGACUUUGACUGGCGGGAAGUGGAGAUCCUGAUGUUUCUCAGUGCCAUUGUGAUGAUGAAAAACCGUAGAUCCAUCACUGUUGACCAACAUGUGGGGAAUAUUUUCAUGUUCAGCAAAGUAGCCAACGUCAUCCUUUUCUUCCGUCUUGACAUCCGCAUGGGGCUGCUCUACCUAACACUUUGCAUAGUGUUCCUGAUGACCUGCAAGCCACCUCUGUACAUGGGUCCUGAAUACAUCAAAUAUUUCAGUGAUAAAACUAUAGAUGAGGAACUAGCACGGGACAAGCGAGAGACCUGGAUUGUGGAAUUCUUUGCUAACUGGUCCAAUGAGUGUCAGUCAUUUGCUCCUAUCUAUGCUGACUUGUCUCUCAAAUAUAACUGUGCCGGACUGAACUUUGGGAAGGUGGAUGUGGGCCGCUACCCUGAUGUAAGCACCAGGUACAAAGUCAGCACCUCUCCUCUCACUAAACAACUGCCCACCUUAAUCCUUUUCCAAGGUGGGAAGGAGGUGAUGCGCCGCCCUCAGAUCGAUAAAAAGGGACGAGCUGUUUCGUGGACCUUUUCUGAGGAGAAUGUGAUCCGCGAAUUCAACUUGAACGAGUUGUACCAGAAAGCCAAGAAACUCUCCAAGCAGCCAGAGGAAAGGCCUGAAGAAUCUCCAGAACACCCUGCUGUCGCUGAGCUGCCCAAUGGAGAGAGCAAAAAGGACAAAUAGAGCCCAGGGGCUGGUCCACAGCCCCUUCCUGUUUAACUCCCUCUCCCUCUCUCUUCUGAGGCACUCACACUGUGGGAAGAUGAGUGUCAUAGCCAGAGAACUUCCAUCCUCCUGGAUUCAGUCUCUGUCUACAGGUGGCCAUUUGAUUUCUAUAUGUUGCCUUGCAUUUUUGGCCCCUGCUCCUCCUCCCAGGGGCCGCCAGAGGCACUUCCAGUAGAUUAGAACCAGCAAGAGGAGACCUUUCCCUCCAUCCCCAUUGCUUAUGGAGGUAGAAUCCAAGAAAACUCUGCAGCUUCUGGAUGAGGAGGGGAUGCGUGUUUCUGUAACAGUGACAGGAACUACUGAGAAAAGCAGGAACUUAAUAGAUACUGUAACGGGAGGGAAAGAGCCAUUGUUUGUUCAUCCACGCUGACUCGCUAGAAAAUCUUAACUGAGUUUUUGUAAAAUUGGUUCCCUCCUUUUCUUCAGAACAGGUACACUACCCUCCAGUUUGAGUUGCUGUUGCACAGCGAGGUGCUUGUAACCAAGAAGGUACAGGUUCUGUUAGCAAUUUCUGCUACUUGCUAGCCAUUGCCUUCUGUUACAAUGCUAGAUGAUACUUAAUGGUAUCCCUUCCUUCAUUUUGGGAGUUAGAAGCUGACGGGCAGAAGCAGAAUCCGAACAUGCUGCUGUGGCAGGGAGUAAGUGGCUACCAUGUAGCCUUCAAGGAUGAUGUCCUUUUCUUUCCAUCAACAGCCACUCAUCUAGUGUAAAGUACUCAGUGCUGAAAUCCUGUUGUGUCAAGUUGUAAAUUGCAUUAAAGUAGGCCCAUUGAAUCAGUGGAGACUUGGUGAGUCAGCUCUUCUAUAAGUUCCUUUGAUUCAAAUGGGCCUACUGUAGGCCAAAUGCUAAGCAACAGGCUUUUAGCCAAUGUGUGCUGUACCAGCAAGUGGAGGAAUUGCUACUUCUGUUAUCUUUGAUAUACUAUACAAAAUGCAGAGUUGCUGACUUAAGAGAUUAUUGCAGUUGCUGCUAUUUCAUUGCUGAUACAUAGUAAGAAACUCUGUGUCAUCAAGCAUGACCAUCUUCAUCUCCCAUUAAUUAUUUUAUUAGACUGCUUCUAAUAAACAACUUGGGGAAAGUCUU
This is a messenger RNA of Pogona vitticeps (central bearded dragon), 2104 nucleotides long. RefSeq names its product thioredoxin related transmembrane protein 2 (gene TMX2). Gene Ontology annotation, biological process: brain development. Lineage: Eukaryota; Metazoa; Chordata; Lepidosauria; Squamata; Agamidae. Gene Ontology annotation, molecular function: disulfide oxidoreductase activity. The record is from RefSeq and is a predicted model, not a curated record. Gene Ontology annotation, cellular component: membrane-bounded organelle.